This is a messenger RNA of Echinops telfairi (small Madagascar hedgehog), 2427 nucleotides long. RefSeq names its product LARGE xylosyl- and glucuronyltransferase 2 (gene LARGE2). The transcript is spliced from 14 exons. Gene Ontology annotation, biological process: protein O-linked glycosylation via mannose. The coding region runs from base 1 to 2076 and encodes 691 amino acids. The record is from RefSeq and is a predicted model, not a curated record. NCBI's taxonomy places the organism in Eukaryota, Metazoa, Chordata, Mammalia, Afrosoricida, Tenrecidae. Gene Ontology annotation, molecular function: glucuronosyltransferase activity; xylosyltransferase activity.
AUGCUGCCCCGAGGGCGCCCCCGGGCGCUGGGGGCCGCCGCGCUGCUACUGUUGCUGCUGCUGCUGCUCGGCUUCUACCUGCUCGGCCCGGACCUGGACUACGGGCGACUGCGAGGGCCUGCGGUGCUAGACGGAGCCCUGCCGUGGGACCACAACCACUCGGCCUGUGUCCCACUGCGGUCGCUGUUGCCCAAGUGCGAGCUUUUGCAUGUGGCCAUCGUAUGUGCAGGCUAUAAUUCCAGCCGGGAUGUUGUCACCCUGGUCAAAUCCCUACUCUUCUACAGGAGAAACCCCCUGCACCUCCACUUGGUGACGGACUCCGUGGCCAGGAACAUCCUGGAGACACUCUUCCACACUUGGAUGGUACCUGCCAUCCGAGUCAGCUUCUACAACGCUGACGAGUUCCAGUCCCAGGUCUCCUGGAUCCCCAACACCCACUACUCCGGCCUCUAUGGGCUCUUGAAACUAGUGCUGCCCAGUGCCCUGCCCUCUGACCUGGCCCGGGUCAUUGUCCUCGACACAGACGUCACCUUCGCUUCUGACAUCGCGGAGCUCUGGGCAUUUUUUGCUCACUUUUCUGAUAAGCAGAUGAUUGGUCUUGUGGAGAACCAGAGUGACUGGUACCUGGGCAACCUCUGGAAGAACCACAGGCCCUGGCCCGCUUUGGGCCGGGGGUUUAACACAGGUGUCAUCCUCCUGAGACUGGACCGGCUUCGGCAGGCUGGCUGGGAGCAGAUGUGGAAGGCAACCGCGAGAGGAGUGCUCCUCACCCUGUCGGCCACCUCUCUGGCUGACCAGGACAUCUUCAAUGCUGUCCUCAAGGAUCAUCCAGGGCUGGUGCUGCUGCUGCCCUGCACCUGGAACGUGCAGCUGUCUGACCACACGCUGGCUGAGCACUGCUACUCUGAGGCGUCAGACUUGAAGGUGAUCCACUGGAACUCGCCAAAGAAGUUCCGGGUGAAAAACAAGCAUGUGGAAUUCUUCCGCAACCUCCACCUGACCUUCCUGGAGUACGAUGGAAACCUGCUGCGGAGGGAACUAUUCGGGUGCCCGAGCCAGGCCCCACCUCAGGCUGAGCAGCUGCAGCUCGCCCUGGCACAGCUGGAUGAGGACGCAGCCUGCUUUGAGUUCCAGCAGCAGCGGCUCACCAGGACCCGCGUGCACCUCACCUUCCUGCCUUUUGAGCUGCCGCCACCCAGGCGCCACGACGUCACCCUGGUGGCCCAGCUCUCCAUGGACCGGUUGCAGAUGCUGGAAGCCCUGUGCAGCCACUGGCCGGGCCCCAUGAGCCUGGCCCUGUACCUGACCGACGCCGAGGCCCAGCAGUUUCUGCGCUUCGUGGAGGGCUCGCCGGUGCUCUCGGCGCGGCGCAACGUGGCCUACCACUUGGUGUACCGAGAGGGGCCCCUCUACCCCGUCAACCAUCUGCGCAACGUGGCCUUGGCCCAGGCCCUCACGUCCCACGUCUUCCUCAGCGACAUUGACUUCAUGCCGGUCUACUCCCUCUACGACUACCUCAGGGCCUCCCUCGAGCAGCUGGAGCUAGAGAGCCGGCGGAAGGUGGCCCUGGUGGUGCCGGCCUUCGAGAGCCUGCACUACCGCCUCCGCUUCCCUACUUCCAAGGCCGAGCUGCUGGCCCUGCUGGACGCCGGCACCCUCUUCACCUUCAGGUACGAUGUGUGGCCCCGGGGUCACGCGCCCACGGACUACGCCCGCUGGAGGGAGGCGCAGGCCCCGUACCCAGUACAGUGGGCAGCGGACUACGAGCCGUACGUGGUGCUGCCGCGUGACUGUCCCCGCUACGACGCCCGCUUUGUGGGCUUUGGCUGGAACAAGGUGGCCCACAUCGAGGAGCUGGAUGCUCAGGAAUAUGAGUUCCUGGUCCUGCCGGAAGCCUUUACCAUCCACAUGCCCCAUGCGCCCAGCCUGGACAUCUCCCGCUUCCGCUCCAGCCUCGCCUACCGCGACUGCUUGCGGGCCCUGAAGGAGGAAUUCCACCAGGACCUGUCCCGCCGCUAUGGGGCCACUGCCCUCAAGUACCUCACUGCCCUGCAGCAGCCUCGGGGCGUCUUGUGAUCUCCCCUGGCCUUGGGCUGCUCUUGCCUGGCUCAGCUGCACCACUGCAUGUGGGGAGCUGCCUCUGCCCCUCCCAAGGACACUGCUAUUUAAGUUAUUUACCCUCUCCAUGGGGAGGGCAGGGGCAUCUGUGGUGGGGCCUGGGGUCCACCCAUGCUGCUAAUCCCCCAUUGGGGUCCAGCCUCCCCCUGCCCCAGCCGGUUUGGGGCUGGUUCCCCGUCCCAACGACCUAUACCUCUUUUUCAUAAUUAAAGUUUGAAAAAAAAACCCUUGUAUGCCCAUUCCUCUUGGUUUGGGGGCUCGGACUUCUUAGGAAGUCUCGUGCAACUGCAGUCACAGGAGGGGCAGCAG